AUGGCCCCCUCAGCCAUCGACCCCGACGCGCCUCGUCCAGCUCCAGGCCAGCUAAGCACUGACUUCGACGACACCAUCCGCUUCUACCUUAACGGCACACGCGUCGUGCUUGACAACAUCGACCCCGAGAUCACCUUGCUCGAAUACCUUCGCGGAAUCGGUCUGACAGGGACCAAGCUUGGAUGCGGCGAAGGCGGUUGCGGCGCCUGCACUGUCGUCGUGUCACAUCUCAACCCAACUACGCAGAAAAUCUACCACGCUAGCGUUAACGCAUGCUUAGCGCCCCUCGUCUCGGUCGAUGGGAAACAUGUCAUCACCGUCGAGGGCAUCGGCAACGUGAAGCGGCCGCAUCCGGCUCAGGAACGCGUGGCCAAGGGGAAUGGCUCUCAGUGCGGAUUCUGUACACCCGGGAUUGUCAUGAGCUUGUAUGCCCUGCUCAGGAAUAGUGAAGGGAAGGACUUGACCGAGGAAGAGGUCGAAGAGGCGUUUGAUGGUAAUUUGUGCCGGUGUACGGGGUAUAAGCCUAUUUUGGAUGCAGCGAGGACUUUUGUGGGGGAGACGAAUAAGAAGACUUUGAAAGGGUGUGGGAGGGCUGGGGGAUGUUGUAUGGAGGAGAAGAUGAGCGAGCCCGCCGCCGGGGGGUGUUGCAAGUCUGAUGGGCCGAAGACUGGUGGUGGGUGUUGCAUGGAGAGCAAGCCCAAGACCAGCAGCGGUUGUUGUAUGGGAAAUGGGGAGAAGCCGGCUGGCGGAUGCUGCAUGGACAAGUUGAAGGUCGAUGGAGACCGGGACAUCAAGAAGUUCACACCGCCAGGGUUUAUCGAGUACAACCCCGACACGGAGCUUAUCUUCCCUCCAGCGCUCAAGAAGCACGAGUUCCGCCCGCUGAUGUUUGGCAACAAGCGCAAGAAGUGGUUCCGGCCGGUCACCCUCGACCAGUUGCUUGAGAUCAAGGCUGCUUACCCCGACGCAAAGGUCAUCGGUGGCAGCACCGAGACACAGAUUGAGAUUAAAUUCAAGGCCCUACAGUACCCCGUGUCGGUAUACGUUGGGGAUAUCGCUGAGCUACGGCAGUACAAGUUCCACGACAGCCAUCUCGAGAUCGGCGCCAACAUCAGCCUGACUGACCUCGAGCACAUCUGUCUUGAUGCCGUCAAGCACUACGGCGAGGCCAAGAGCCAAGUGUUUAAGGCCAUCUACAAGCAGCUCAAGUACUUCGCGGGAAGGCAAAUCCGCAACGUGGGCACCCCAGCCGGCAACUUGGUCACUGCGUCCCCUAUCUCUGACCUCAACCCCGUCCUGAUGGCCGCCGAGGCUGUGCUUGUCGCCAAAACACUCGACGAGACAACUGAGAUCUCGAUGGCCAACUGGUUCAAGGGCUACCGACGGACUGCCCUCCCCCAAAACGCAGUGCUGGCCUCGAUCCGCAUCCCCGUCACCCGCGAGAAAGGCGAGUUCAUCCGCUCGUAUAAGCAAUCCAAGCGCAAGGACGACGACAUCGCCAUCGUGACUGGCGCUCUGCGCGUCAGAAUCGAUGACGAUGGCGUUAUCGAGGACGUGAACCUUGUCUACGGCGGUAUGGCGCCUACCACGGUGUCGGCUAAGCAAACGAACGAGUUCCUCAAGGGCAAGAGGUUUGCCGAGCUGGAGACCCUCGAAGGAGCGAUGAAUUCCUUGGGUAGGGAAUUCGACCUGCCGUAUGGUGUCCCCGGCGGCAUGGCGACAUACCGUAAGUCCCUCGCGCUUGGGUUCUUUUACCGGUUUUAUCACGAGGUCAUGCAGGCUCUUCAUCCCGAGGCGGCGGACAUGGAGGCCGUGCCGGAGGUCGAGAGGCAGAUCGCUCGUGGAAGGGAAGACCGUGAGGCAGCCGUUGAGUACAUGCAGGAGACGCUGGGCAGGUCAAAUCCCCAUGUUGCGGCGCUGAAGCAGACGACGGGCGAGGCGCAGUACACGGAUGAUAUCCCCCCGCUGAAGAACGAGCUGUAUGGCUGUCUCGUGUUGUCAACGAAGGCGCAUGCCAAGUUGAAGAGUGUUGAUUGGAGCGCUGCGCUGGAGGUUCCGGGAGUAGUUGAUUAUGUUGAUCACAAGGAUAUGCCGUCUCCACGGGCGAAUCGCUGGGCUGCGCCGCACUUCGAUGAAGUCUUCCUUGCGGAGGAUGAGGUCUAUACCGCGGGCCAGCCGAUCGGGUUGAUCCUGGCGACGUCGCCGCAGCGCGCGGCGGAGGGGGCACGGGCAGUCAAGAUUGAAUAUGAAGAGCUGCCAGCCGUGUUUACGAUUGAGGAGGCGAUUGAAGCCGGCAGUUUCUUUGACUUUUAUCGCGAGAUUAAGAGGGGCGAUGUGGAGGAGGCGUUCAAGAACUGCGAUUAUGUGUUUACGGGGACGGCCAGGAUGGGUGGGCAAGAGCAUUUUUAUCUCGAGACGCAGGCGGCGGUGGCCAUUCCCAAGCCAGAGGAUGGAGAGAUGGAGAUUUGGUCUAGUACCCAGAAUCCUAGUGAAGCGCAAGAGUAUGCCGCCCAGGUGUGCGGUGUCCAGGCCAACAAAGUUGUCGUCCGCGUCAAGCGCCUCGGAGGCGGCUUCGGCGGCAAGGAGAGCCGCUCGGUGCAGCUCAGUUCGAUCCUGGCGCUGGCGGCGAAGAAGACGCGCCGUCCUGUCCGUUGCAUGCUCACCCGUGAGGAAGACAUGGUCACAUCCGGCCAGCGUCAUCCAUUCCUGGGUCGUUGGAAGGUCGGUGUCAACAAGGACGGAAAGAUCCAAGCUUUGGAUGUCGACAUCUACAACAAUGGCGGCUGGUCAUGGGAUCUGAGCUCUGCCGUGUGUGAGCGCGCUAUGUCGCAUGUCGAUGGUUGCUACUAUAUUCCGAAUGUGUAUGUCAGGGGCCGGAUUUGCAAGACUAACACCGUGUCGAACACCGCGUUCCGUGGAUUUGGCGGUCCCCAGGGCAUGUUCAUCGCCGAAACGUACAUGUCUGAGGUGGCGGACCGGCUUGGAAUGCCGGUCGAGAAGUUCCGCGAGAUCAACUUCUACCAGCGUGGCCAGCUCACCCACUUCAACCAGUCCAUUGUCGACUGGCAUGUGCCCCUGAUGUGGGAGCAGGUGCAGAAAGAGGCAGACUACGCUGCGCGCCGCGAGGCCGUCGACAAGUUCAAUGCCACACACAAGUGGCGCAAGCGUGGUCUGGCUCUCAUCCCAACGAAGUUUGGCAUCUCCUUCACCGCGCUGUGGUUCAACCAAGCCGGCGCACUGGUCCACAUCUAUCAAGACGGCUCCGUCCUCGUCGCCCACGGCGGUACGGAGAUGGGCCAGGGCCUGCACACCAAGAUGACCAUGAUCGCUGCCCAGGCUUUGGGUGUCCCCAUGGAGGACGUCUACAUAUCCGAGACGGCCACUAACACCGUUGCCAACACCUCCCCAACCGCGGCAUCAGCUUCGUCCGACCUGAACGGCUAUGCUAUCUACAACGCCUGCGCCCAACUCAACGAGCGCCUUGCCCCCUACCGCGCCAAGCUCGGCCCCAACGCGUCCAUGAAGGACAUUGCGCAUGCUGCGUACCACGAUCGCGUCAACCUCUCCGCGCAAGGGUUCUACAAGACGCCUGAGAUUGGUUAUGACUGGACCAAGAACGAAGGUAAAAUGUUCUUCUACUUCACCCAGGGCGUUGCCGCCGCCGAAGUCGAGGUCGACACCCUCACUGGCAGCUCAACCUGCUUGCGCGCAGACAUCAAAAUGGACGUGGGCCGCUCCAUCAACCCCGCAAUCGACUACGGCCAGAUCCAGGGCGCCUUUGUCCAGGGCAUGGGACUCUUUACCAUGGAAGAGUCGCUGUGGCUCAGGCAAGGACCGAUGAAAGGGAAUUUGUUUACCCGCGGCCCGGGCGCGUACAAGAUUCCUGGUUUCAGGGAUAUCCCGCAAGAGUGGAAUGUGAGUUUGCUGAAAGGGGUAGAGUGGCAGGAAUUGAGGACUAUUCAGAGGAGUAGGGGCGUCGGGGAGCCGCCUUUGUUUUUGGGGAGUGCGGUGUUCUUUGCGAUUAGGGAUGCGUUGAAGGCAGCAAGGAAGGAGUUUGGAGUCGAGGCGGAGGUCGGCGUCGAUAGGGAAGAUGGGGGGCUGUUGAGGUUGGUGAGUCCCGCGACGGCGGAGAGGAUCAGGCUGGCAUGUAAGGAUCCCAUUGUUGAGAGGGCGAGAGUUGUGCCGAAGGAGGGAGAGGAGGGGUUUUUUAUUGCUAUUUGA
Molecule: messenger RNA, 4221 nt
Organism: Thermochaetoides thermophila DSM 1495
Lineage: Eukaryota; Fungi; Ascomycota; Sordariomycetes; Sordariales; Chaetomiaceae
Product: xanthine dehydrogenase-like protein
Exons: 3
Coding region: 1-4221 (1406 amino acids)
Molecular function (GO): iron ion binding; FAD binding; oxidoreductase activity
Source: RefSeq, a predicted model, not a curated record